Molecule: messenger RNA, 3761 nt
Organism: Hemicordylus capensis (graceful crag lizard)
Lineage: Eukaryota; Metazoa; Chordata; Lepidosauria; Squamata; Cordylidae
Gene: AVIL
Product: advillin
Exons: 20
Coding region: 100-2571 (823 amino acids)
Biological process (GO): actin polymerization or depolymerization; barbed-end actin filament capping; cytoskeleton organization
Cellular component (GO): actin cytoskeleton; cytoplasm
Molecular function (GO): phosphatidylinositol-4,5-bisphosphate binding; actin filament binding
Source: RefSeq, a predicted model, not a curated record
UCUGCCUCUCCCUGCCGCAUUCAGGAGAAACGAGCAGUGAGGCACUUCAGCUUCGUACAGCUCUUGUGUGGUCAAAUAUUCAAAGCACUGGAAGCCAUCAUGGCUCUGACCAGUGCCUUCAAGGCUGUUACCAACAAUCCUGGACUGAUCAUCUGGAGAAUAGAGAAAAUGGAUCUUGUGCUGGUGCCUCCGAAAGUUCACGGCAACUUCUAUGAAGGGGAUUGCUAUGUCCUCCUUUCAACUCGCAAAGCAGGCAACGUCCUGUCUUAUGACAUCCACUACUGGAUUGGAAAGUGUUCCUCACAAGAUGAACAGGGGUGUGCCGCCAUCUAUGUCACUCAGCUAGACGACUACCUUGGCGGGAUUCCCGUGCAGCACCGUGAGGUACAGGGCCACGAAUCAGAGCUCUUCAAGGGCUAUUUCAAGCAAGGGAUCAUCUACAAAAAGGGGGGUGUUGCAUCUGGGAUGAACCAUGUGGAAACUAAUGUCUACCACGUCAAGCGGCUGCUGCAUGUCAAGGGCAAGAGGAAUGUCACAGCCACAGAGGUGGAGAUGAGCUGGGGCAGCUUUAAUAUGGGUGAUGUGUUCUUGCUGGAUCUCGGCAAAGUCAUUGUGCAGUGGAAUGGACCGGAGAGCAACAAACAGGAACGCAUGAAGGCUAUGCUCCUUGCCAAAGAGAUCCGUGACCGAGAGCGUGGAGGCCGGGCCGAGAUCGGGGUGGUGGAGGGUGAUGAGGAAGAAGCCAGCCCAGGCUUGAUGAAGGUGCUAGAGAGCGAGCUUGGAAAGCGUCCACGGGAAAUCAAGCCUGCCAUUUCUGAUGAGGUGGUGGACCAGCAGCAGAGAGCCAACAUCUCGCUCUAUCGUGUCUCGGACUCUGGAGGUGAAAUGCAGGUCACAGAAGAAGCCCAACGGCCCCUCGUGCAAGAGAUGUUGAGUCAUGAUGACUGCUACAUUUUGGAUCAUGGUGGUAUGAAAAUCUACGUAUGGAAGGGGAAAGGUGCCACUAAGAUGGAGAAGCAAACAGCCAUGUCAAAGGCCUUGGGAUUCAUGAAGAUGAAAGGCUACCCGUGCAGCACCAACCUCGAGACUGUGCAUGAUGGAGCAGAGUCGGCCAUGUUCAAGCAGCUGUUCCAGAAAUGGGUGGUCCAUGACCAGACCGUGGGGCUAGGAAAAACCUACAACGCUGGCAAAAUUGCUAAGGUCAGCCAGGAGAAGUUUGAUGCCACUGUCUUGCACACCCAGCCAGAGUUAGCAGCCCAAGAGAGGAUGGUGGAUAAUGGAGAAGGGAAGGUUGAGGUCUGGAGGGUGGAGAACCUGGAGCUGGUGCCAGUGGAGAGUCGAUGGCAUGGAUUCUUCUAUGGUGGAGAUUGUUACUUAGUCCUGUACACUUAUGAGGUGAACAGGAAGCCCCACUACAUCUUGUAUAUCUGGCAGGGACGUCAUGCCACAGUGGAUGAGCUCGCAGCCUCGGCUUACCAAGCAGUGGAGGUGGAUCAACAGUUAAACGGGGAGCCUGUGCAGGUCCGGGUGAGCAUGGGCAAGGAACCACGUCACUUUUUGGCCAUCUUCAAAGGCACGCUUGUCAUCUUUGAGGGCGGGACAUCCAGGAAAGGCAACAGUGACCCAGAGCCCCCGGUGAGGCUCUUCCAGAUCCGAGGGAGUGACAGCUCCAGUACCAAGGCAGUGGAAGUGCCAGCCUUUGGUGCUUCCCUCAACUCCAAUGAUGUCUUCUUGCUUAAGACUCAGACUGAGCACUAUUUGUGGUAUGGCAAGGGUUCUAGCGGCGAUGAACGUGAAAUGGCCAAGCAGCUAGCUGCAACCCUCUGCGAUGGGCUUCAGGAGACUGUAGCAGAAGGGCAAGAGUCAGCAGGAUUUUGGGAGCUGCUUGGUGGCAAAGCCUCCUACGCAAGCGAGAAAAGGCUUCAGCAGGAAGUCCCUGAUCACCCUCCUCGGCUCUUUGAAUGCUCUAACAAGACUGGACGCUUUGUAGUCAUCGAGAUAACUGACUUUACCCAGGAUGAUCUCAGUGAGAGUGAUGUUAUGCUGCUGGAUACAUGGGACCAGGUUUUCUUAUGGAUUGGCCGAGAAGCUAACAAAGUAGAGAGGAAGGCAGCACUGACAGUGGCUCAGGAAUAUCUGCAGACCCACCCCAGUGGGCGGGAGACCGACACCCCCAUCUUGAUCAUCAAGCAAGGUUUUGAGCCACCCACCUUUACAGGCUGGUUCCUGGCUUGGGAUCCAUUCCAGUGGAGUGAAGGGAAGACAUAUGAGCAGCUGAAGGAGGAGCUGGGAGAUGCUGUCAACAUUGCCAGAAUCACCGCUGAUCUUAACGAUGCAUCCCUCUCUUCAAAGUCUGGGACUGUGAGCAAUAGCAGCAGCUGUCCAACAUACCCUCUAGAAGUCCUGCUGAGAAGCCAGGAUGAACUACCUGAGGAUGUGGACCCUGCCAAGAAAGAGAAUUUCCUGUCAGAGCAAGACUUUGUGAGAGUCUUCGCAAUUUCCAGGGAAGAGUUUGCUGCUCUCCCCACCUGGAAACAGCUUAACCUAAAGAAAGGAAAAGGGCUUUUCUGAAGGAAAAAAACCUGAGUUUUUAAGAGAAUAAGACAUCUCAACUUGGUCCUCAUCUACUUGGGUCAGGCUCUGUGUCCAGAAGCAACUUGGUCUAUGGAGGGAGCUGUAUUCUCACUUUUUCAACUCUAUAUCACAUUUGUGCCUAAUUGUGCUUUGAAUGUUAUUUUUGGGGCACCUGUAUUCAAGGCUGAUGCUGUCCAGGUUAAAAGAAGACAUUUCACCUUAAUGAUUCUGCAUUGCUGGGAACACUAACUCGGAUGGAGCAGAUUUGGCUACUGAAGCUCAGCAGCUACAACGGCGGCAGCUUUCUGUGCUCUUGGCCAAGGCUUGCUCCAUACAAAUAAGUAGCCAUACAGUGGCACUGGCUACUAGGAAUCUAAGCCACACAAAGGCUGCUGAGUGGGGAUGAUUGUUUUGUGUAAACCAAGCCUAAGAGUGUAUGCCUAUAUUAUAAACAUUAAAAUCUGCUUUACUGCCAUUAACACCUCACUCCACCCUACUUGUGCCACUCCCAAGGUAUACUGGGACUACAAAGGAUCUUUUGAGGCCACAUGUAGGAGCUCUAAAAUCAGGUAACAACUGUGUCUUUUCAACACUUCAGCCUCCCUACUAUGUGUUUUGGGCUGAUUAGUUUGCACCGCCUCCCAUGCCCUUGGGUCUAUAGAGUUACUACAGAUUAGUGGGGGGUGCAGUCGGCCUGGUUUAGCCUCCUGCUGUGAUUUCAGUGGUGCCUAGGGGGCAGGGGAGGAGGAAGAAAAAUUCCAGAAUUCACCCAGGAACUCAGAGAUUCUAAUCAUUUGGAUACAUCCUAAAACAACUAAAAUAAUACAGAGAUUUUUAAAACCCUUCAGCUGUCCCACAAAACUAUAGUUCCCUGUAGGGAGUAAGAGAAAAUAGUAGGGUCACUUUUCAGUGUUUUCCUAUGGUGUGGAGGCAAGCACUUUACAAAAAGAGCUUCAAGCAAGUUGAAGUGUGUGAAGAAAAUGUACUUGAAUGCAUCCUCCUGAAGAGAAUGGACGGGAUGAGCUCCAACCACUCUAACUAGGACAAUCCUCUAGUCCUCCAUGUCUGACCUUGAGAUGGCAAACUCCUAGCUCUCUAUGGGCAAGGGAGUGUCUGGCUGAUUUCUGCAGCACUUCCAGAGAAAGCAUCUUACCAUCAGACAUAAUAAAGCCCAGCCCCAUACAAAC